AUGUCAGAUGAAAAUAAAGUUUCAAUCCGCAAUCGUGGGGCUUUAGGAGAUAAAGAAAUAGCACAAAGUGGUUUUCAUAAUUUGAAUGUAGUUGUACAUCCAAUAGUUUUAUUAUCAAUAGUAGAUCACUACACUAGAGUAGUUAAGGGUGCAACAAAACGUGUGGUAGGUACUCUACUUGGGGAGAUACAAGAAGAAGGUCAUCUGCAUGUUACGAACUGCUAUGCACUACCUUUUGAAGAAGAUUCAAAAGAUCCUAUGGUAUGGUAUUUAGACCAUAAUUAUCAUGAGCAGAUGUACUUAAUGUUUAAAAAAAUUAAUACUCGUGAAAAAAUAAUUGGUUGGUAUAGUACAGGUCCAAAAACAAAAGCUGCAGAUUUGGAAAUUCAAGAGCUUUUUCGUAAUUAUUGUCAAAAUCCACUAUAUUUAAUAGUUGAUGUGAAUAUAAAAGAAAAUAUGUUGUUAUCUAAUCCAGCAUCAGCAUAUAUUUCUAUAGAUGAACCAACCAGUGAUAAACUACUUCGAAGGACAUUUGUACAUGUACCUUGUACUGUUGGAGCUUUUGAAGCAGAAGAAGUAGGUGUAGAGCAUUUAUUAAGAGAUAUUAAGAAUGCUUCAACCUCUACAUUGGCUGCACAAAUAUCAGAUACGAUAAUUGCUUGUAAGAUGCUAAUAUCAAAAUUAAGUGAUAUAAAACUUUACUUUAAUGAUAUAUUAGAAGAGAAAAUUGCUCCAAAUCAUAAUAUCAUCUCACUACUUCAAGAUAUAUUUAAUCUUUUACCUGAUUCAUCUAUUAGACAAGUUUCAGAGUCAUUUAGAUGUGAAUAUGCAGAUAUCCUUUUAACAAUUUAUGGAGCUAGUUGUGUACGUUCAGUCUUAGCUCUUCAUAACCUAAUAAGUAAUUUAGCAGAGAAUAAAUCUCUUCUUGAUGCUAAUGCCUCACAAUGUGCUAUUGAUAAAAAUUUACCUUAG
Cryptosporidium muris RN66 is the source of this 972-nucleotide messenger RNA. RefSeq names its product Mov34/MPN/PAD-1 family protein. Lineage: Eukaryota; Apicomplexa; Conoidasida; Eucoccidiorida; Cryptosporidiidae. The record is from RefSeq and is a predicted model, not a curated record. Gene Ontology annotation, biological process: proteasome-mediated ubiquitin-dependent protein catabolic process. The coding region runs from base 1 to 972 and encodes 323 amino acids. The transcript has a single exon. Gene Ontology annotation, cellular component: proteasome complex; proteasome regulatory particle. Gene Ontology annotation, molecular function: metallopeptidase activity; protein binding.